Protopterus annectens (West African lungfish) is the source of this 7138-nucleotide messenger RNA. RefSeq names its product phosphatidylinositol transfer protein membrane associated 2 (gene PITPNM2). The coding region runs from base 793 to 5007 and encodes 1404 amino acids. Gene Ontology annotation, biological process: phospholipid transport. The transcript has 30 exons. Gene Ontology annotation, molecular function: metal ion binding; phosphatidylinositol binding; phosphatidylinositol transfer activity. Gene Ontology annotation, cellular component: cytoplasm. The record is from RefSeq and is a predicted model, not a curated record. NCBI's taxonomy places the organism in Eukaryota, Metazoa, Chordata, Ceratodontiformes, Protopteridae.
AAAGGCUUGCAGAUGGAAACAUUGUUGCAAUGCUUCGACGAUCCCCGCGUUCAGUAAUCUCAGCUACUUUGUUGCCCUGAAGACUGUCUGCCAACCCCAACAUGGCCGCCCGAUUGCGUGCUAGAGCGUCGUGCCCCACGGGGCGUCGUCGGGUUAGCCUUUUAAUGUGAGUCUGUUGUGGAGGCUGCAAGCCUGUGUGCUGACCAGGAGGCAGCGCGGAUAGCACGCUGGCCAUCAGGGCACAGGUAGUCGCCAGUGAUGCUGAUGGAGCUCUGACCUGCUAGCUGACACACAGGGUGCGCGGAUGUCCUAUGAAGAGCAUUAAGGCUGAGCUGGAAGCUGGCAUUUUUUACAUGUGUUCCACCAGGAAUCACGUUAUUGUCUUGAAGUCAGAAAUCCCCGUCAGCUCCAGUUCGUAAUGCCAUGUUGCUGUUUCUGUGUUCUAAAGUGAGCAGAAUAUAGCAAAUGUAGAGUUAAAGGUAGAUGACUGCUGAGAGACUUGAAGCCCAAGACUGCACAUACACCAUAUGUUCAGCUUCUUUAAAAGAAUCAGGAGUAACAGCUCAAGCCAAAUCCAAAACCGUGUUCUUCAUUCAGUCAUAAUACCAUCAUCAAACGGAUAUUGAGUGAAUAUUACUGCAAAGAAAUCUUAAGUGGACUUCAAAGUUGUUUAUACAACUUAAAACUAAAUGGAUGACUACAGAGACCUCACCAAUGGAUAUUUGAGAUAACUAUACUGAAUUCCACAGGAUUUAUUUUUUCAGCAGCAUUUGGAAGACUUUGAACAGCACAAUGCUUAUUAAGGAAUACAGAAUCCCUCUUCCGAUGACUGUAGAGGAGUACCGGAUCGCUCAGCUCUACAUGAUACAGAAAAAAAGCAGAGAGGAAACAUGUGGAGAGGGCAGUGGUGUAGAGAUUUUGGAGAACAGGCCGUACAUGGAUGGCCCUGGUGGUUGUGGGCAGUAUACUCAUAAAGUCUACCAUAUUGGUAUGCACAUACCAAGCUGGUUUCGUUCAAUAUUGCCCAAAGCAGCAUUGCGAGUAGAGGAGGAGUCUUGGAAUGCGUACCCUUACACAAGAACAAGAUAUACCUGUCCUUUUGUAGAAAAAUUCUCAAUUGACAUAGAGACCCAUUACCAGUCUGAUUCAGGAGAUCAAGCCAAUGUUUUUAAUCUUUCACCUGCAGAGAAAAGGCAGCUGGUUUUAGAUCCCAUCGAUAUUGUAAAAGAUGUUAUUCCAACCCACGAGUACAAGGCUGAAGAAGACCCAAAGUUGUUUAAAUCUUUCAAAACAAAAAGAGGACCCCUGUCAGAAGAUUGGAUAGAGGAAUGCAAGAAUAACCCUGGGAAGUUCCCCAUCAUGUGUGCUUACAAAUUGUGCAAAGUGGAAUUUAGAUACUGGGGAAUGCAGUCCAAAAUCGAGAGGUUUAUCCACGAUGUAGGAUUAAGGAAAGUAAUGGUCAGAGCUCACCGUCAGGCAUGGUGUUGGCAGGACGAAUGGUAUGGCCUUACAAUUGAAGAUAUACGACAAUUGGAACGGGAGGCACAAUUAAUGCUUGCACAAAAAAUGGCUCAGUUUAGCUUAAAUGAUGAAACAGAACAGAAUGGAGCUAAGGAACUGGCAAAUGAAAAUGGUUCAGAAGUAAAAGGAAUGUCUUCUACAGAUGCAGAAAAUGGAACUAAUCGAAACGAAGCAUUAGCAGGAAGGAGCCUGACUAAACAGUGGUCGACUUCUUCCCGAUCUUCUCAUUCUUCAAAACGAGGUGCAAGCCCGUCACGUCACAACAUUUCAGAGUGGAGGAUACAGAGCAUUGCCAGAGAUUCGGAAGAAAGCUCCGAUGAGGAAUUCUUCGAUGCACAUGAAGAUCUUUCAGAUCAGGAAGAACUGUUUCCCAAAGAAAUUGCCAAGUGGAAUUCUAAUGAUCUCAUGGACAAAAUUGAAAGAACAGAAAUUGAAGGGAUGCAAGAUGAUUCAUAUCAUGAAACAGCAGAAUAUGCAGUGACAUCCAGCGUGGAAAGACUCAGCAUCAUUGAGGAUGAAUCCUGCACAAACUCACUGCAGCCAUGUAAGAUCCAUGUACUGAUUUUAGUACUACAUGGAGGAAACAUCUUGGAUACAGGAAGUGGAGAUCAAAGUUCAAAACAGGGUGAUGUGAACACUAUUGCUACAGCAUUUGACACGGUAAUGAGACUACAUUAUCCUGCCGCUUUAGGGCACAUUGCAAUCAGGUUGGUUCCCUGCCCAGCCAUCUGUUCAGAGGCCUUCUCACUAGUGUCAAAUCUGAGUCCGUACAGCCAUGACGAAAACUGCUUGUCCAAUAGUCAGGAUCACAUUCCAUUGGCUGCACUGCCACUGCUGGCGACAUCAUCACCACAGUACCAAGAGGCUGUUGCCACAGUGAUUCAACGAGCCAACCAGGUAUACGGUGACUUCAUCAAAUCACAGGAAGGCACUUCCUUCACUGGGCAGGUUUGUUUGAUAGGAGAUUGCGUUGGAGGAAUUCUGGGGUUUGAUGCUCUCUGCUACAGCAAUCAUACAAUUUCAGAAAGCCAAAACAGCAGCAGAAGAGGCAGCAUAAUUAGCGUGCAGGAUGGAGAGCUCCUGUCUCCUGGAGGCAUUUUAAAUAGUUAUAACUCAAGCUGUUCUAACCUGGAAGGAAGUAGACAUCUCAGCAGAAGCAACAUAGACCUUUCACGCAGCAGUGGUGAUGAUGCAAAAAGGCAACUGCCACGGAAACGGAGUGAUUCAUCAACAUAUGAGCUUGAUACAAUAAAACAGCACCAGGCCUUUCUGUCAAGUUUGCACUCCAGUGUGCUUCGGAACGAUCCUGGAUCCAGGCGAUCAAGUAGUUCCACCAUGCUGGAUGGAGGUAGCCCUGGCAAGUUCGACUUUGAGGUCUCGGACUUCUUUCUGUUUGGCUCACCACUGGGUCUGGUGCUUGCUCUAAGAAAGACUGUCAUCAUGACUUUGGAAAUCUCACAGCUGCGCCCACUUUGUGCACAGGUGUAUAACCUGUUCCACCCCGCAGACCCUUCAGCUUCCCGCUUGGAACCACUACUGGAAAAGAAAUUUCACUCUUUGCCCCCUUUUAAUAUUCCACGCUAUCAGAGAUUCCCACUAGGUGAUGGCAAUUCUGCGCUCCUAGUUGAGACAAUCCAGAACAAUCCCAUACUUCUCAUCACAGAAAGCAGCCCACAGGUUGCUCUCCAUCGUCAGGACAGCGUCAUGGAAACCAGUAUUCCUGUUCCCAUCCUUAACUGGCAAGAUGGUUCCAGUAGAAGUGCCGUGUUUGUGGAGUCUGAUGUUCAGUGUCAUGGUGCCAUCGUUAUGGAAAAUUCAUCCCCCUCUUCCCCCAUAACAGCCCCCUUCAGGGGAUUCCGUCGAGCAAGUGAAGUCAGCAUUGCCAGCCAGGUGUCAGGAAUGGCAGACAGUUACACGACCUCCAACGUAGACAACAAAAAAAAAAGUCAUCUUAACCAUUCCAAAAAGUUAAGCCUUUUAUCCCAACUCGCUCUCCCUUACAACAAAUCCCAUUCUAAAAAUGCUUCACCCAAACACCGCACACAGCCUAAAAGCACCAAAUCUCAGGAUGACACAGACGGUGAUAAUGAGGUGACCUCGCCAACACUGAAGCAGAGUAUGAUUCAACACAUACCAGACUUGGACAUCAGCCAAGUUGCUGCAAAAUGGUGGGGGACAAAACGAAUUGAUUAUGCGCUAUACUGUCCAGAUGCACUGACAGCAUUUCCAACCGUUGCCUUGCCACAUCUCUUCCACGCUAGUUACUGGGAGUCCACUGAUGUUGUCUCGUUCCUGUUAAGACAGGUAAUGAGGCAUGAGAAUUCGAGCGUACUGGAGCUUGACGGGAAAGAGGUAUCAGUCUUCACACCUUCAAAGCCGAGAGAGAAAUGGUUGAGAAAGAGAACACAUGUCAAAAUAAGAAAUGUUACUGCCAACCACAGAAUAAAUGAUACCGUUGUUAAUGAAGAUGGUCCUCAGACAUUGACGGGAAGAUUUAUGUAUGGUCCACUUGAUAUGGUCACUUUAACCGGGGAAAAAGUAGAUAUCCAUAUUAUGACUCAGCCUCCUUCUGGGGAGUGGCUUUAUUUUGAUACAGAAAUCACCAACAGCAGUGGUCGGAUUUCGUACAUUAUCCCUGAAGACAAAAAACUGGGAAUCGGUGUCUAUCCUGUCAAAAUGGUGGUCAGGGGUGACCAUACGUAUGCAGAUAGCUACAUUACUGUUUUACCACGAGGAACUGAUUUUGUAGUAUUUAGUAUUGAUGGAUCGUUUGCAGCUAGUGUGUCUAUUAUGGGCAGUGACCCCAAGGUCAGAGCUGGAGCAGUUGAUGUUGUAAGGCACUGGCAGGACCUUGGAUACCUCAUCAUUUACAUCACGGGGCGGCCGGACAUGCAGAAACAGCGGGUAGUAGCCUGGUUAUCGCAACAUAACUUUCCACAUGGAAUCGUAUCCUUCUGUGAUGGCUUGGUUCAUGAUCCCCUGCGACACAAAGCCAACUUUCUGAAAUGCCUCAUGACAGAUGCACAUAUGAGAAUUCAUGCAGCGUAUGGAUCCACUAAGGACAUUUCAGUAUACACUUCCAUAGGCCUUUCACCUUCACAGAUAUACAUUGUUGGGCGACCAACCAAAAAGUUACAACAUCAGUGUCAGUUUAUUACAGACGGUUAUGCGGCACACCUCGCACAGUUGGAAUACAGCCACCGGUCUCGGCCAGCUAAAGGAAACAGCCGAAUGGUACUCAGAAAAGGUAGCUUUGGACUUCCUCCGCAGACAGACUUCUUAAGAAAGAGGAAUAAUUUGCUACGUACUAUCUCUUCUCAGCCUGCAGGUUCAGGUAGCCAUAGACCUGAGCGAACACAGAGCCAAUCAGAGAGUGAUCGAGAAAGGGAGAGAGAACGCAGUCAACGAAGUAUGAGCAUUGCGGCGGGAUGCUGGGGGAGGGGUAAUAUCACAAGACUAGAACCAGGCCUUUUAAGCCAGAAAUAGGCCAAUGACAGAAAAGAACAGACUGGAAUAAUGAAUAGAAUGUUGAAAUACUGAGUGGUCAAUAUGGUGCUACAAAAACAACACAAACGGUUUCAAAAAAAUCUAAUGAACCCCCCACGUUCUGUGUUGAGCUGCAGGCCUUAAAUGUUAUGGUUUGUAGAAUGUACACCUGAAAGGUACAGGUUACCAAACAGGUCCGCAAGUCCAAAAUGUGCUGCUCCAAUGUUGCUCCUGGGUAAUAGUGUCCACACCUGUGCACAGGGGCCUCUUCUUCCUCUUCCUCUUCCUCUUCCUUCAUCCCACAAUCCUGAGAACAUAACAGAUGUGGACGGACAUUUCUGGUUUUUGCUGAUUUUGCAUAGAGGAACUGUUUUGGAUCUUUUACUUUGAAUAUCUAGGCCACUGAUUCUUGCAAGCUGGAGAAAGACAGUGAAUGUGCCACUUCAUGAAGCAAAAUUACCAUUCAUUUAAAUUUUAACCAUAUAUUGCUCUGUUUAGCCACAAAAUGGAAGUAUGUUAUGUGCGAUAAGAUGAUCUCUGCCUUUAUUACCCUACUUUUUUACCAGUUUGUCAUUUUUAAAGAAGGAUGUCAGCAUAAAGUGACAUGGAUUUGCUGACAGGCUUGUUACUUCAGUUUCCUCUGGCUUACUUCUCAUACAUGUAUGGUUCCUAGCUGUACUGCAAGCCUCCACAGUCAUCCAAAUUCACAAAAGCACACUUUGCUCUCUUUGUUGUGCUAUGAAAUAGCUCCUUGUAUAAAAUCCUCAGCUUAAAAUUAAAAACAACACAGGGGUGCAAAUGGGGAGCAGGACGAUGUAGAAGAGAAAGAGAUGUAGCAAGUGACAUUGGGCUGUAAGUCUUUUUACAGCAUACUAUGACAUACAUCGGUGGUCAUCGCUAUAUGGGUGAAUUAAGAAAGGAGUAAGUAAUACAUGCCAGAGAAGCAGUAAUGUCUUUGGUUGUCUUGGAAUAAGAUGGUCAAAAAAACUAGGCCGUACUUUCUGUGGCUUGUGGUAUCCAUUCAUUACCACAGGUGGUAGUGUAGGUUGGUUACUAAAACUGUUUAGAAGUAUAGAGGAUGACAAAUGUUUUCUGGCCAUUUAACUUUUGUUGUACUAUCUUCAAGUGAAAUCCACCUCUAAGGUCACCCAGCACUUGUUUCAGAAUAUGACCUGCCUAUCCCCCGACCUGAGCUACAGCUGAUGAACUAGUUGCAUAAGAGUCUGUUAUUCCAUAACAAGUUUUAGCAUGUCAUUACAAGCACAUAUUAGAGUACGGAAGUUUUGACAGAAUUCAUAAUAUAUAUUUGUCACAACAUUCUAAAAAGAAUUACAUGUAAUAGCAUGGGGAACAGUAACAAAAGAACAACAUGUACUGAAGGAAAAAUAAGGUGUAUUUAUGUAAUUUUGUAUUCUUUUACACUGGAUUGUAUACAAUUCCUGAUGGACAAAUCCCAGCAUUGUUCAUACUAACCACAUGUGCAGCAAACCACUGUUAACUGAUACUGUGGACCAGGAUACGCAUACUGAUUUGCAGAGAGGUAGUCAGCUAUGCUGCAGUUUAAAACACAGGCAUUCUUUUUAAAUACAUUGUGCUGCAUUGUCAGUUUUCAAAAUGGGAGAUCCAAGCCAUCUGACCUCAUAUAUGUUAAUCAGGUCUUUUAUUUCUUUAUUAAAUAGCAGCCACUAAAGAUGCUAUAGCAUUAGUUACAAGAACUAGGUCAGCUUCUUUCAAUUACUGUAGCUCAACUGUAAAACCUCUUUGUUUCUGCACUGAAUAACUUUAGAAUGGAGACCUGUUACCAUCUCAUGUAGCCUACAUAUGACUGUCAGUAAUGCAUGAUAGUUAUUUAUAUAUAAUAUAUUUUUUGUCAAUUCAGGGUAUAUUUUUGUCUAUAUAUUUUUUGAAGUUGAGAUAUUUAAGGUUGCCAAAUAAAUGAGUUAUGUACAGCAAAAGGACAGGCCAUAUCCAAAUUGUCUUGUUUUAGGAUUUUAUACAGUAUGUCAUUUUAUGUUAAAGAUGCAAUAGAACCCAACACAGAUGUUUAGUCAUUCCCUGCUAUUGUAUUGUUUUAGUUCUUUAUUUAGUCUGUCUGUGUACAGUGGUUGUAAUAAAUAGCCAUUGAAAACUA